AAACCAAGACUGAAAAUUCCCAACUACAAAAUGAUUGACAUUUGUAUCAGUGAAUUAGAUUAAAAGAGAGUAUUAUUAAAACACGUAAAUAAUAUAAAAGACUGUCUUCUCAUAAUGUUGUACGCAGUUAACAUUUCAUUAUCGAAAAAUGAAGAUCACACUUAUAUUUGCUCUCGCCUUUAUGGCUAUUGCUACUGACAGUUCAGUUAUUUCACCUAAAAAUUUAAAGAUCAAUGAUUUCAUGGGAAUGAAAAAUUAUGGCAAAAGAAGACAACAUAAUUCUGAAAGCUACUCAUCACGGUCUAAAAAUCCAAAACAGACAUACAAUUCUGCUUUACAGCCAACUAAGUAUGAACUAGAAGAUAAUAUUUAUGUUAUUGAUCAUACAAAGCUAUCUACUGGUGAUUCUUCAGUUAGUAGAAAACAUAAUCCCAAUAAACUUAAUGUAACAAAAUUUUUUCAUGAAUUUAAAACUAGUGAUAGAUUAGAUCUUUAUAAUAUUAAUAUCAAUUAG
This is a messenger RNA of Leptopilina boulardi, 514 nucleotides long. RefSeq lists its product as uncharacterized. The transcript has 2 exons. Bases 149 to 514 code for a protein of 121 amino acids. Lineage: Eukaryota; Metazoa; Arthropoda; Insecta; Hymenoptera; Figitidae. The record is from RefSeq and is a predicted model, not a curated record.